AUGUGGCUUCAACGCAGUUGGGGUGGCCACCUAACCCGACAGUGUGGGACUGAGCGGCGGUCGCUGAAAACCAAGCCCUUGAACCUGGUGAAACUUUCCUUGGGGGUUGAGGCCCAGGACAGGAUCCAGAUUGUCCAUGAAACACUGCAUCACCUCCGCAGGAUCUACAGCAUGAACCUGAGCUCAGUAACGUGGGUCCAGGCCACAGUGGAACACUUCAGGCUUCUCCUGGAUCGGCAGCUGAGAGAGCUGGAAGUCUGUGUCAGGAAACCAAGCACAGGGUCCAGGGCAAGGAAGAAUGCCACAGUUCGUAAAUACUUCAGGAAACUGAGAAAGUUUCUGAAACAGAAGGGAUUCAGUGACUGUGCCUGGGAAAUAACACGCGCUGAGACCAGGGCACAUUUACAACAGCUCCUACUCAUCAUGGCAACAAUCAGCAGGGAACAAUGAGGAUAUUUCAGAGACUGAAUCAUAAGCGACUGAAAUUGAGGAUCAAUUGAAUUCAGUAGAUCAGGCAACAUAUCUGUAGAUUAUGGUUUCGUGAUGUUUUGAGUUGAGACCCUUCCUUGGACUUCUUAUGCUGGAAAUGUGAUAAAUGAAAUGGAAGAUGUUCAAACAACUCAGUACGUGUGGAGUGGAAAAGGGAGUUAUCCCAGGUCAAAUAAACUACCAUCAUGAAUGCUCAAGAACCAGAAGGUUAACAAUUUUUUAAACAAAUUAAUUAUUAUUAUUGCAUCAGAAACAUUAGCUAUAUUCUCUCCCCUUAGCUUUUUUUCUGAACAAUGUAUUAUUCUAUUAUUUCGAUUUGUAUGAGAGUCAUGGAGAACAAAGAACAUUUGGAUAGUUCUCUGUAUUUAAGUGUUGAUCUAAUUUAUUGAUAUUUAUUUUUGUACCAUUAUCCCGUGUUGAACUGUGAAUCUUGAAAGAUCCCCUCUUUCAAAGACUGACAAAUUCAGUAAAUUCAUUAAAUUAUUUCAGUGAAUAAAUUAAUUUCAGUUUAUUUAUAUUUGCACUGAUAUAUAUUUAAGCAUACAGUAUAUAUAGUCAAAAUCUUUGUUAAUUUAUUGUA
This is a messenger RNA of Amblyraja radiata (thorny skate), 1069 nucleotides long. RefSeq names its product interferon alpha-1-like. Gene Ontology annotation, biological process: defense response. The transcript is spliced from 4 exons. Gene Ontology annotation, molecular function: cytokine receptor binding. Lineage: Eukaryota; Metazoa; Chordata; Chondrichthyes; Rajiformes; Rajidae. The coding region runs from base 1 to 450 and encodes 149 amino acids. The record is from RefSeq and is a predicted model, not a curated record. Gene Ontology annotation, cellular component: extracellular region.